UUAAAACCAGCAGGACUCGGGCUGCUUUGGUCAGAGAUGGCGUCCCUUCUGCAGCCGGAUAGAGUCGUCUAUCUGGUCCGUGGCGAGAAAAGGAUCAGAGCCCCUUUAUCUCAACUUUAUUUCUGCCGCUACUGUAGUGAGCUGCGGUCUCUGGAAUGUGUGUCUCACGAGGUGGACUCCCACUAUUGUCCAAGCUGUCUGGAGAACAUGCCAUCUGCAGAGGCUAAGCUCAAAAAGAACAGGUGUGCCAAUUGCUUCGACUGCCCAUGUUGCAUGCACACACUGUCUACUCGGGCCACCAACAUCCCAGCUCCUCUGCCCGAUGACCCCACCAAGACGGCCAUGAAGAAGGCCUACUACCUGGCCUGCGGCUUCUGUCGCUGGACCUCCAGGGAUGUGGGAAUGGCUGACAAAUCAGUCGCCAGUGGUGGUUGGCAAGAGCCGGAGAACACUCAUUCUCAGCGGAUCAACAAGCUGAUCGAGUAUUACCAGCAGCUGGCCCACAGAGAGAAGCAGGAGAGAGACAGGAAGAAGCUGGCCAGGAGACGGCAAUGCAUGCCUUUAGCUUUCUCGGAAAAAUAUGGCCUUGGAACCAGACUGCAGAGGCAGAGGUCUGGAGCUCCCAUAUCAAGCCUGGCUGGCCUUUCCCUUAAAGAGGGUGAGGACCAGAAGGAGAUCACCAUCGAGCCUGCCCAGGCCCUUGAUGAAGUGGAACCACUGCCUGAAGAUUGUUAUACCAGGCCCAUUAGCUUACCAGAGGUGACCACGCUGCGCCAGCGGCUUCUGCAGCCUGACUUCCAGCCUGCAGGGGCGUCUCAGCUCCACCCCAGACACAAACACCUCCUGAUGAAGCGCUCACUGCGCUGCAGGAAAUGUGAGCACAAUCUGAGUAAGCCAGAGUUUAAUCCCACUUCAAUCAAGUUUAAAAUACAGCUGGUGGCUGUGAGUUACAUCCCUGAAGUGAGAAUUAUGUCCAUUCCAAAUCUCCGGUACAUGAAGGAGAGUCAAGUGCUGCUGACCCUGACCAACCCAGUGGAGAACAUCACCCAUGUGACAUUGGCUGCUUGUGAGGACGAAGAUCCCGAUGACAUCAACAGCACUGCCAAGGUUAUAGUACCCACAAAGGAGCUGGUCUUGGCAGGAAAGGAUGCUGCUGCUGAGUAUGAUGAACUGGCUGAACCUCAGGACUUCCAGGAUGACCCAGAUGUUGUUGCCUUCAGGAAAUCCAACAAGAUUGGGUUCUUCAUCAAAGUGAUCCCUCAGAAAGAAGAGGAUGCGGAUGUCGCUGUUUCAUUUAAGAUCCGGCACGACUUCCGCAACCUCGCAGCUCCCGUCAGGCCGAGCGAGGAGGGAACCGAAACCACCACGGAGGCCAUUUGGCUCACACACCACGUAGAGCUGCGGCUCGGACCGCUCGCUCCCUGAACACGAAUGCUCCGUUUACCAUCAAAUAGUCCUAGUGUUGGAUUCUUUGAACUAAACUGUGGGAUUCAUUUAAUUUACAAAUGAUUUCUGAUUCUGCUUAUUGAUGUGUAAGAACAAUUUAAGAAUACAUAGCAUACAGUUGUUUCAGAGUUUUUUAUUAGCUUAAGUUGCAUCAUCAGAUACAUUGCAGAACAUACAGUGAUUACAUGAUAGCCCAGUUUAUUAAACUGUAUAAAACAUGGCUGACCGCAGACUAACUUAAGUGCAUCAAGUUUAACUUAAUGUUUUUCUUUUGUUUUAAUGUUGCUAAAAGCAGUACCAAAAACAUGACGUUAUAGUGUAUUUUACCAUCAUCACCAUCAUCCUCUUCGGCUUAAACACUAUAUAAUCUAUCAGUAGAAAGCACUAUUAGUGUGAGGUUACUUAUAGACAACAGAACAUUAUAUAUACACAUAUUACUUAUUAAAAACUGUUUUUUGUUUACAACUAUUUGCUGUUGCUGGAAUGUGACAGAAUUUAUCACAGUUGUACAUACAGUAUUUUCUUAAAUGCCAAUAACUAACCUGGCCUCUGUUUCUGCACUUACAGUAUGUUUUGUCUUAUUAAAUCUAUUAGCUGUGGAUUCUUUUGUAAAACGGUGGUAUUUAAUUUAUGUAGAAAAGUGCAGUUUUUUGUUCAGAGAUGACAGCGAGUGGUUACACAUGAAUAAAAACAGCAUCGAGGGUAUAAAAACAGUAGACGUUGAAUAACGUCGAUGAGCAGAAUCAGAAAUCAUAACUGAGAACAAUCUGAACGAUAACCAGUUGUGCAGCACACACCUCUGCGCUUUUAGCUUAUAUAUCCUUGUCAACACCCUUUUCUGCAGACAAUAGUAUUGUAUUAACUCGCAUGCUUCAACUAUGGUAAAUAUUGCACAUAUUAGACAAUGUCAUCACAAAUCCUGUACUGUUUUCUUACCAGAAAGGUUGUUUGUAGGUUGAAGGUGAUACCACCUGCCCGUGAUUUUACUAUGUCUACUAUUGUCUGAAGUCAAACCUUCAUUGGCACUAUGGAGAGGAUGUAUAAGAAGCUCUGUAAAUUACAGUGUUCAUCAUUUAAAUCUACUGAGACACUAUAAUUUUUUUUUUCUGAUUUAAAAAUGUAUUUUUGUUGGUAGAAUUCACUGACUUCUGUCAGUGUAUAUCGUAAGAUGCUGUCAUGUUUGGUCUCCAGUGUGUUAGUAAAACAGAGCCUUCCAACAAACACAGUUAAUCUCUGUAACAGUUAAUAAACUAAUGUGAUACUGUAA
Morone saxatilis (striped sea-bass) is the source of this 2713-nucleotide messenger RNA. RefSeq names its product dynactin 4 (gene dctn4). The transcript is spliced from 13 exons. The record is from RefSeq and is a predicted model, not a curated record. Lineage: Eukaryota; Metazoa; Chordata; Actinopteri; Moronidae. Bases 37 to 1425 code for a protein of 462 amino acids. Gene Ontology annotation, cellular component: dynactin complex.